This is a messenger RNA of Eleginops maclovinus (Patagonian blennie), 3085 nucleotides long. Its product is annotated as ribonuclease inhibitor-like. Lineage: Eukaryota; Metazoa; Chordata; Actinopteri; Perciformes; Eleginopidae. The record is from RefSeq and is a predicted model, not a curated record. The transcript is spliced from 10 exons. Gene Ontology annotation, biological process: intracellular signal transduction. Gene Ontology annotation, molecular function: protein binding. The coding region runs from base 1358 to 2044 and encodes 228 amino acids.
UGUAAUACCACAGACCUCAUCAGCGCCAAGUCAGGAAAGCAAGCUGCUGUAAACGUAUUUCUGCAAUGCUGUUAAAGCGAUCCGAUGUAGCAUUUGUACCUUAAAAUAACAGCUUGGAAAAAAUUGAGCGGCUAGAAUGACUUUGAAUAUGACGAUUUGCCUCUCUUUCAUGCCCAUCGGGGGUCUGAGGUGAGAUAACUGCGCUAUGUAACUUUGCUAGACCGGGCCGGGAGAUGAGCGGAAGUACUUCGACUUGCUUUCUGGCACACCUACCGCAAUAACAAAUAGACCCCCUCCACGCACCCAGGUAUAAGGAGAAGCAAGCGCAGCAUUGUCAGUACAUCAUCAUGGCAGAGGCACCGAAGACAAAGAAGACGUUGACUGAUGAAGCAAGGAAGAGAAAGAGAGAGGCCGACAAAGUUAGAGACCGGACUAGAGUUGCUCUCGGAACAGUUUAUACACGUUGGCGAGAUCUGAAAGAAACAUUUGGGUACAAGUUUGAUUCAGAGCUGGCCACCUUUCUGCUGGAUUACUAUCAAAAGCGGCAAGUAACGUCUACACCCAGCAAGGGACAUGCUCAACCACCACCACCGCCUGUAUCAAGUAUUUCAGAAGAGUCCGACCGAGAUGGGGACAAAGAAUUUUCUGUGCAAGGUGUUCAACCGUUGGGCAAAGAAACAGAAGAGGUCGGUGUGUUGGAAUCCAGCAUGCACUCCCUGAGCAUUGCUGAAGAAGAGCAGCAUGACUCUCUGGAUGAGGAGGAGGCGAAUGAUCUGAGGAAUAGCAUUAUUGACAUGGAUGAUGGCUGGGAGGUUCCUGGUCAGGAGAGCUUGGAAGAAGAUGAGGACAGCUCUGAUGAAGACUAUAUUCCUUUUCUACAUGUUUUUUUAACAUUGAACAUAAAUAAGAAUGGUAUCAAAACUAUUUACACAUCUACAUUAAUCGUCGCACCCUGAAGCCAACAUAUUGACCUAAGGGGUCAGGAAAUGUAGUUCUUAUUUUCCAAACACAGCAGCUUGGAAUGACAACUCUAUUGCCCUCACCCAAGCGUCCAUGCUGCCACAGGACAAAUUGGCGGUAUGCCGCAUGCCUGUACUGGCGCUGCUCCACCCCUGGUUCCUGUUCGUCAUCUAUGGCAAAGACAUCGUUCCAUGCCGCACGGGCCAGCCUUAGGACACCCAUAUCAAGUAUGAAAAAUUCCAUGUGUGCCAUGGUGCUAACACAAUUUUGGGGGGUCUGGCGGCAGCAGAGCCUUUCCAUGUCAGUUGUCAUCUCCCUGCAGUAAGUGCAGGUGCACCAAUGUAAAGGCCCCCCAUCUGGCACAUCAGGCCUUUGGGGAACCUCUUGCAAUGACAAGAUGUCAAACAUGAGGCCCGGCAGUCUGGACAUCACUCUUUCCAGAAGAGCAUCUUUUUGGAGGUUGCUCCUGCAGCCUUCCCAGGUCUUCUGGGUCGACAUCUCUGACCCUAGAUUUAGUGACUGUGGACUCUCAGAGACUCACUGUGAAGUCGUGGCCUCAGCUCUGAAGUCUGACCCCUCCCAUCUGAGAGAUCUGGACCUGAGUGAGAACAAGCUGCAGGAUUCAGGAGUGGAGCUGCUGAGUUCUGGACUGAGGAGUCCACACUGCAGACUGGAGGCUCUCAGACUGGAGCGCUGCAGUCUGUCACAGAUCAGCUGUGCUGCUCUGAUCUCAGCUCUGAAGUCCAACCCCUCCCAUCUGAGAGUUCUGGACCUGAGUAACAACCCUCUGCAGGAUUCAGGAGUGGAGCUGCUGAGAGGUCUUCUGGAGAGUCCUCUCUGCAGACUGCAGACUCUCAGACUGAAGAACUGCAGUCUGUCAGAGAUCAGCUGUGCUGCUCUGGCCUCAGCUCUGAAGUCCAACCCCUCCCAUCUGAGAGAUCUGGACCUGAGUAACAACACAAUGCUGGAUUCAGGAGUGGAGCUGCUGAGAGGUCUUCUGGAGAGUCCUCACUGCAGACUGGAGACCCUCAGGAUCAGAGGAGAGACGAUCACAGCCACGACCCAGAAGAACUGCGAGUCCUGAAACCAGAUCCAGAUAUGACACUCUUUAGUGCAGCAUGUCCCCGCGUUCUCCCUGUGAUCCAAGCACUGCUGUCUUGGGGACGCUCUGAAAGUCUUUGAGGACAAAAUCAGGAAAAGGCCAAGAAGAAGAAAUAUUUGAGACUCUUGGACUGCUUUGUGUUUCUCACCCUGGUUCAUUAUUGUCCAAUCAAACGUCUCCGUUGAUUUCUACACGGAACCCGUCCGUAUGACCCAGGUCCAGAUCAGAGACAGUACACCUCACUGAUGGCUGCAGGAUCCAACCGGUCCAGAUCAGAGACAGUACACCUCACCGAUGGCUGCAGGAUCCAACCGGUGACCGAACGCAAAGAGAAAAUAAAUGUUGAAAAAAUAAAAUUUAAAAAAUGACAAAAAAAAAUGAAUUAAAAUAUUAAUUUAGUUUAAAAACAGUAAAAUAAAAAUCCAUUUUUGGCUGUACAGACAGACAGACAGACAGACAGACAGACAGACAGACAGACAGACGCGUUCAGGAGAAUCGUGUUAGAAACCAAUAAAUCCUGAGUGCAGACUAUCAGACACAGAGCCCCCAGGCACAGACAUGAACCCCCCGCCCCCCCCUCACUGUCUGCAACAACACAGACUGAACCCCCCCCCCCCCCUCACUGUCUGCAACAACACAGACUGAGCCCCCCCCCCCCCACACACACAGACUGUUGUUUUGGUUCUUUGAAGCUGGUUGUUCACCGUUCUGUCUGAUGUUGUUUCUGGUCUCUCAUUGGUCAGUCUGCGUCUGUAGCUGCUCGGCCUCUGUUAGUCACUGCUCAUCUUUUAGUUGGAUCUUUCGUCCCAUUGCAGUCAUUCUAGAGUUGUUUUGAAUCUCCUGAGGAAUCUUUAGUUUGUAGGAGGUAUUUUCUCUCCCAUGACCCUUGUGUCUGUACCUGCCUGUUCCUGUCCGUCCGCCUGUCUGCUCCUGCUCCCCCUGUGUCCCCUGGUUAGUGUAGGUGAGGUGUUCCUUGUUUGAAAGUUCAGCUUUGAUUUGAAUAAAGCUCGCCUUUUGUUUGGA